AUGGUGGAAGGAGAUACUCCUGAUAAAGUGGUGGAGGAAGACGACAAGGUGAAAGAUGAGAUGUUAGAUACGGAUAUGGAUAUGGAUAUGGACAUGGACAUGGAUAUAGAGGAGAACAACGGUUCAGAUUCUGGUCCAUCCACAAGACACAUUUCGAAAUCACCAAAAAGAGAAACUCUAGACGAUCUAUUCAAACAUAAUGAUGCAGCUGAACCAGAAAUCAAGAAUGGUAUUGGUUACAGUAACGGAUCAACUUCUACUCAUACUUCUACUUCGGCUUCUAGAUCAAAUUCAAAUCAAAAUUCAGGCAGGGCAUCACCAACUUCAGUAAUAGGUGAAGAAGACUUAAAACCACGUACGCACAAAUCGAAGAAAUCAAAAUCUACCAGUCAUUCGACAAUACCGAAAAUCAAUAAUGGCCCUUUGUUAAUCGAUGAUCUACCAAUAGCAUGGGAUGAAGCACAUGAGACAUUUGAUAGUUUGGAUAAAUGUCAUUAUGAAUCUAAGAAUCUGGGUUUGAGUAGAGAACAAGAUGAAAUGAUGGUUUGUGAUUGUAUAUACGAUAAGAACGACCCAGAUGCAGAUCCUUGUGGACCAGAAUCAGAUUGUAUAAAUAGAGCUUUAUUCAUUGAAUGUUUAGCUGGGGAAUGUAGAGCUGGAAAACAUUGUAGGAAUCAACAAUUCGCAAGGAGACAAUACGCAAAUGUCGAAGUUGUCUUGACAGAAAAGAAAGGUUUUGGAUUAAGAGCUGGAUCAAGUAUACCUGCAAACACACUGAUAUACGAGUAUAUAGGUGAAGUGGUAGCAGAACGGACAUUCAGAAAGAGGAUGCAGCAAUAUGCAGAUGAAGGAAUAAGACAUUUUUACUUUAUGAUGCUACAAAAGGAGGAGUACAUCGACGCAACCAAAAAAGGAGGGAUAGGAAGGUUUGCCAAUCAUUCAUGUAAUCCAAAUUCUGAAGUACAGAAAUGGGUUGUAGGAAGAAGAUUGCGUAUGGGUAUAUUCACAAAGAGGGAUGUGAUAAAAGGAGAAGAAAUCACUUUCAAUUAUAAUGUCGAUCGAUAUGGACACGACGCGCAAAUAUGCUAUUGUGGUGAACCAAAUUGUGUUGGAACAAUAGGUGGCAAGACUCAAACUGAUGUUAGCUUGAGUACCAUGAACGAUCUGUUCCUUGACGCUCUGGGUAUAUCCGAUGAAGUAGAAGCAUUCGGUAUGAAAGGUAGUAAAAAGAAGAAGUCCCGUCAAUUAGAUGCAGAUUUCAUCCCCACGCUGCGUCCAAUAGAAGAACCGGAAGUGCAGAAAGUUGCAGCUGCCAUGCGUCAGUCUAUGGAAAAUAAGACUAUGAUGUCUAGAUUACUGCAGCGUAUCAAGAUGUCAGAAGAUCCAGCAAUACAGCGGCAGCUCAUGCGAAUGCACGGGUUCAGUCUGAUGAGCAUGGUAUUGGCUGAAUUAGCAGCUGAUCGGGACAUUGUACUUCUGGCGCUUGAAAGCAUGAAUCAGUGGAAAUUGCAAAAUCGGAAUAAGAUCGAAGAUUCCAAUAUCGAAGAACCGAUCAAGGAUUUGCAAACCAGUUCAGAUGAUGAAAUCAGCAAACUUGCCAAGCAACUUCUUGAAUAUUGGUCCACCCUUGAGUUGUCUUAUAAAAUUCCCAGGGUGAAUAAAAUCGCAUCGCUCGAUGCCGAAGAUGAAGCUGGAACUACUACAAUCGCAGAAGCUGCAUCAAAUUCAACAUCAACUCCGCGUCGUCCAGAUGCAUGGGAAAACAAUGUUCAAAUUCAGUUGGAUGUAGCACCCGUUCGACCUCGUAUACCUAUUCCUUCUUUCCAUCGACCACGUCCACCACGUCCACCUCCACUAGUAUCGAAGCCCUCUUUGACCACCGCUCAAUCUUCCGACAGACUAAAACUCGAUGCUAUCAUAGCGCUAGCUCAACAGAAUCUCCAAUCAGCUCCUUUUAUCCCCGCACCUUCGGAAUCUCCAGCCGCCGAAUCAAGUCGUUCCGGAAGUAUGAUCGUUGAAGAAGAAGAUCGACGCAAAAGGCAGAAGAGAUCGCAUUACAGUUCUUUGGAUUUGAAAGAGGAUGAAGAGACCAAAAAGGAGAAGAGGAUGACUAAGCUUGUUGGUGAAGUCGUAGUGAGGAGUAUGAGUAAAUACAAGGAACAGAUGGAACAUGACACCUUCAAACGGUAUGCGAAAGAGUGCACUCAAAUCUUGGUCGAAAAGGAGAAAAGAGGAAAUACUUAUGCUUCCUCUAGACAUUCAUCGCUGUCGGACGAUAAGAAAGCCAAAAUGAAAUCGUUCACCAAGGAAUAUACUCAUAAAGUCCUUAAACGGCUGAAGGAAAAAGGCAAAUUGAUCCGUCCUACGUUGACGUCUUCUUCAAAACCUAGUCCAGCUUCGAACGCAACAGUGAUCAUAACUCCGAGUGAGAAAGAAGAAAGCGGCAAUCAAGUUGAAUUGAUGGAUGAUAUCUUUGGAAAGGAUCAUGACGAUGAUAUGGAAGGAAAUGAGACUCCAAUAUCCGAAAAGCCUUCCAUGACUAAAAGUGGAGAUGAUGGAAAUCCAACGAUAGAAGAGAUUCAAACAGCACCCGCUAGUAUACGCAAAUCAAACGGUGGCGGAUAUACAGUCGAACGGUUGGAUUUAUCAAGUCUAGGUAAAGUCAAUGGACUGCACCAUCCUCAAAAUGACAAUCUGCAGGAAACAUCUGAAUAUACUCCUACUAGAACAAUCAGUGAUCGAGGUGGUGAUGGGAUUUCACCGGAUCGAUGA
Kwoniella shivajii is the source of this 2772-nucleotide messenger RNA. RefSeq lists its product as uncharacterized. The transcript is spliced from 13 exons. Gene Ontology annotation, cellular component: chromosome; nucleus. Gene Ontology annotation, biological process: regulation of DNA-templated transcription. The record is from RefSeq and is a predicted model, not a curated record. Gene Ontology annotation, molecular function: histone H3K36 methyltransferase activity; protein binding. Bases 1 to 2772 code for a protein of 923 amino acids. Lineage: Eukaryota; Fungi; Basidiomycota; Tremellomycetes; Tremellales; Cryptococcaceae.